This is a messenger RNA of Larimichthys crocea (large yellow croaker), 1205 nucleotides long. It is a transcript of the gene nutf2, whose product is annotated as nuclear transport factor 2. Gene Ontology annotation, biological process: nucleocytoplasmic transport. The coding region runs from base 159 to 542 and encodes 127 amino acids. The transcript is spliced from 5 exons. The record is from RefSeq and is a predicted model, not a curated record. NCBI's taxonomy places the organism in Eukaryota, Metazoa, Chordata, Actinopteri, Sciaenidae.
UCAAAAAUCGUCGCGCUCACGCAGACUACAGUUCCCACAAUGCACCGGGCCGGUCAGCGCUUUGAGUGCGUGCCCUCGUACGGGAGCAGACGCUUCACUGUGCGGUCGUGCAGCCGGCCUCGGCGUUGGUUAGAGUGUGCGUUGCAGGGUGAGUCAGGAUGGGGGACCAGCCUCUGUGGGAGCAGAUAGGAACCAGCUUCGUGCAGCACUACUACCAGAUGUUUGACCAUGACCGGACACACCUGGGAUCGAUAUACAUCGACAUGUCAUGCCUUACGUGGGAAGGACAGCAGUUUCAGGGGAAAAGAGCGAUUGUUGAUAAGCUGAAUAGUCUCCCCUUCACAAAAAUUGCGCAUAGUAUAACAGCGCAGGACCACCAGCCGACUCCAGACAGCGCCAUCUUGAGUAUGGUUAUAGGACAGCUAAAAGCAGAUGACGACCCCAUCAUGGGUUUCCAUCAGAGCUUCAUCCUGAAGAACGUUGACGACGCGUGGGUGUGCACCAAUGACAUGUUCAGGCUGGCCAUUCAUAACUUUGGCUAAGCUCCACCCACCACUCCUUCCCCGCUCCGGUGGGCAGGGGCGGCCACAUAUUUGAAGGGCAUGUAUGGAGGGAGGGCAGGGAGGAGCAGCGUGGCGUCCUCCCUCCUGCUGCCUCAUCCUCAAACACCGGACUCUCGAUGUCGAUCACUGAACCUUGUCCAGACCACGCCAGCCAGUAGAACUGCAACAUGUUACUUUGCUGCGAGCCGGCCGACCAAUCAGACGCCCCUGUCUGCCACUCCACCUGAUCUGCAUGACGCUGGGAGCCUCCCCCCCCCCCCCCCCCCCCCCCCCCCCCCCCCCCAAUUACAGUAUCUACACUCAAGCCACCAGAAAGACAAACCGCCGACUGACGCCAUUAACUCCUCUGCUGCGCUCCUUCCACUCUUUCUGUUCACCUGUUCUGUUAGCCCGGUUUGUAAAUCCAUGUUCAGGUUCAGAGUCGGCCGCUGCUUUUUCUCCUUCGGCGCCGACUCUUCGUGUUGUAAGUUGUUUUUAGACGCCGCCACUCGCGUGCUGCUUUAGCAUUGUUUAACUGAGUUUUUAUCUCUGACCUUUGACUUCGCCACAGUUCGCUCUCAUGCCGGAUUUGUCCUCGCAGACAGAAGAGUCACGGAGGACAUCAAGUUUGACUCACACUCUCUCUCUCUCUCUCUCUCUCUC